AGAAAGUAAAGUCUGCAUGUUAUUUUAUCCCUACAACGAUAAAGUAUCAGACAAUAAAAAUUGACAUAAACAGAUGGAUAACAACAAAAUCGAUAAAUAAUUACAGAGAAUAACUUUUAUUAAACAAAUAAAUAUCUAACAAGUAAUUAAGUCUGUUGAUCAGACGAAACACCGGAGAUUAUUUAUAUUUUUAAAAAUGCAUGCGAAAGAAGUUAUUGAGAUUAGUGACGAUGAGACAGAUCGCGAUGAUUCUGAUGUAGAAUUCCUGUAUGACACAGUUCCGGUAUCACAGCGCAGGAUCGUAAAUCCUGUGAGUAAAUCAGCUGGUGCUGAUUCGAAUAAGAGAUCGAACUCAUUUUUUAUUGAAGAUGAGACGAUGGAUGACAACCAUCAUUACUAUUUAAUGCAAGAGUUGUCAGAUGUUUUGGGUUCAUGUAAUCCGAGUGUUGAACGACAGUCUGACAUACGGACGUCAAAUACUGACUCAGUAUCUCAAGUUGCUGAUAAAAGUUUUAUUCCUGGUUUAAAUAAUAAUUUUUAUGAGAACUCAAAUGCACUAAAUCGCAUUGAGAUACUGAAGGUCGAGUCAUUGAAUGAAAGCGAAGAAAGUUGGAUGGAGAGUAAAGAUGACAGUACGGAAGAGAUAACAUUUGUCCCAGUUAAUGACAAUAAAAAUAAUUUAACUGAUGAAAUAGAAUUUAAAAGAAGUUUUAUGAAUAUUAAAGUUACUGAAGAUGAUUCCGGAAAUAGCUCUGGAAGUAUUGACAGUGAAUCAAACCCGGAUGCAUGUUCUUGGGAUAAAUUUCCCAUUGACCAACACGAGCUAAAUAUUCUACGAAAAUAUCUUCCUUUUGUUCAGCUCAGAAAUUUUUUACUGCCCGAUAGCAGCAGCGAGUCAUCAAAUGAUUCUGUUGGUUUGGCAGACCAUGAGCUGGAGCAAAAUCCCCCACAAAUUGACAUCCCCAAUAAUUUAGAAUCAGAGUUCAUAGAAAGUCGUGUUUUGGAAAUGAAAAAAGAAUUUAAAUUUGAUCAAGAGCUGGACAUUCAAGAGCCAUUGAAUUACGAGUGUGAGCAGUGCAGGAAAUCAUUUAAAUCAGAGGAUCUGCUGAAAUAUCACGUCAAGUAUCGGCACCGUGGCAAAAGUUAUGAAUGCGCAGAGUGCGAAUUUGCGACUAGUUCUAAACCAUCAUUAAUUCAACACAUGCGUAUUCACAGUAACAUACGUCCCUACAAAUGCCCGUACUGUUUGUACGCAUCUUCAGUUUCCGCUAAUACAAAAAAUCACAUUAUGAAUAUGCAUAUGAACAAGCGGCCUUUGAAGUGUACGGAGUGCGAGUACACGUCAAUUUAUUCAGGAAAAUUAAGAGCGCACAAAAUAAAAAAGCAUUUUCGUGAUCCCUCGAGUUCAACUAAUGCUUUACAGAUUGAAAAUUAUGCCUGUGGUUACUGCAAUUAUAAAGCAGUCACUACACGUCAUAUAAAUUAUCACAUGCGUACCUGUCACAGUGAUGUGAAAAAAAAAUUCAAAUCCUCAAAAUGUCCCGUUUCUCAAAAUCAUCACAAUAAUUCUUUUGGAUUCCCCGCGCAGGAUUAUGGCGGUAAAAAAAAAUAUAAGUGCGAUGUUUGUAUGGCAAAAUUUAAAACUUUACGUGGAAUUGAUAAUCACAAGUCGAAUUAUCAUUCAAUAAAUCCAUUUAGCAAAACACUCAACUGCCAAUUUUGUCAAGAUACUUUUACGAAUGUGCAUAAUUUGAAGCUUCAUACUAAUACUCAUAAGAAAGUUAAUUUUCACAAAUGUACUGAAUGUCUCUACACAACAACUCUUGUCACGAGACUUGAAAAACACAUGACAAGUCAUGUAAACAAUAAACUAUUCGUUUGCAAUGACUGCAGUAAAGCAUUUAAGCUCAAGAAAAUUUUAAAACAACACAGGAAAAAUUUUCAUUAGGAAACUUUCAUGUAAAAUUAAUUUAGAUGUUUUGUUUUAAAAAGCGCGAGUCAUUUAAUUCAAAUUUAUUCUCUUGAUGACUCAGUACUUUUCAAAAAAAUUUAUGUUGUCUUCAUACAAAAAAAUACUCGAUUUGAGUUUAUUGGAUACUUAUCUAGAAAUUUGAAUAUUUUUGCUCAGGAUCAUCAGUUUAAAAAAAAACUAACGAUUGAAUCGUUGAGAUAAAAAAUAUAUUUUACUUUAUAUUAUUAUUGAUAUUUAAUUAUUAGAUUUAUUAAGCACUAGUUUAAUUAUCGCAUCAGUUUAUUAUAUACCGAGUGGUAUACAAAUAAAUAUAUUUAAAAAAAACAGAAAUAUAAGUAUUUGUGUACUAAAUUGUUACUCUUGAAGAGCAUGGGUUCGAACCCAAUCCUCGAAGUCGUGUCCUACUAUUCUAUCCAAAAUAUUUUUUUUUAGAAGAGUACUUACAGAGUAAUUAAAAUUAUUAACGCAUGACAUUUAUAGUCAAUACAUUUACUUAAAUAAUACAAUUUUUAUUUUUUUAUACAAAUACUUUCAUUAAUAAAUAACCAGUUUACUAAUGCAAUAACUUUUUCAAAAAUAUUUCUGUCCAGAAAAUGAAAUUUAAGUUACUGCAGUCGAUAAUUAAUUAUUUAUCAAUAC
Molecule: messenger RNA, 2611 nt
Organism: Microplitis mediator
Lineage: Eukaryota; Metazoa; Arthropoda; Insecta; Hymenoptera; Braconidae
Product: zinc finger protein 181-like
Exons: 4
Coding region: 197-1948 (583 amino acids)
Biological process (GO): regulation of transcription by RNA polymerase II
Cellular component (GO): nucleus
Molecular function (GO): RNA polymerase II transcription regulatory region sequence-specific DNA binding; DNA-binding transcription factor activity, RNA polymerase II-specific
Source: RefSeq, a predicted model, not a curated record